Messenger RNA from Trichophyton benhamiae CBS 112371, 408 nucleotides. RefSeq lists its product as uncharacterized. The coding region runs from base 1 to 408 and encodes 135 amino acids. The record is from RefSeq and is a predicted model, not a curated record. The transcript has 2 exons. Lineage: Eukaryota; Fungi; Ascomycota; Eurotiomycetes; Onygenales; Arthrodermataceae.
AUGGAGACGCCACCGCCACGAAGUGACGGAGAUGAAGAGGAAGCAGGAAGAGACAGACAGCGAGAGAGCGAGAGAGAGAGACGGACAGCCAGACGGACAAGACAGCAAGCAGAAGAGAGGCCGGCGGCGAGCAUCCCUGGAGUCGCUUUUCUUCUUCUCUUCUUCUUCUUCUCUUCCUCUUCUCUUCCUCUUACUUACUUCUUCUUCUUCUCUUCUUCUGCCUUUCGACUUCUUCCUCUUCUUCCUCUCGCCUUCUCCCUCUCCGGCCGUCGAUCAGCUUACAUAGCUCGUCGGCUGGUUUGCUCUUCUCUUCUUCUCUUAUUCUCUUCUUUACUCUACUUCUUCCUCUUCUUCUUCCUCUUCUUCUUCCUCUUCUUCUUCCUCUUCUACUUCUACUCCUCUACUUAA